AUGUCCCUUAGCAUACAUCUGCUGCUCCUCUCGAUCUUGUUGCGCGCACGAUGCGUGUCUGCAGACGAUGGAGAUGACUUCGCCAACAAUCUUUUCUCAGAUCUGGCACCAUUGCUGGCCCUCUUCGGAGAACGAGUCACUAUGCAAUUCAUGAGUGGGGCUAUGGGCUGGGCUGAUAAUAUCAUUCUUGCCAUGGCCCCUCUAGGUAUAAUUACGGCUAUUGUAGCAGCUAUUCGCGUCGGUGGCCCCUCUUGGCUGAAGGCGGUGAUAGGGAGAGCUCGGGGGAAUCUCGCGGUUGCUGAGGCUGAAUUAAUGUCAUCAACAUCGCAGGAGGUCUGCGAACUUUGGAAUGGUCAAGAGAUUGUGAGGUGCAUGGGAUCACCCUCAGUUGUCGAGUUUAUCUGUUUGUUGCCUACCAAGGGCGACGGGAUUGCUAAAAUCGAGGUGGAAUCUCUGCGAAAGGCGUUCAAUAAUUCUGACGAAUAUCUGAGACCGAUUGCAUGGGUUCGUCGCGGACUUGCGACCCCGCCUAAAGCCAUAUCUUUGCCAUCUGGAUACGAGCUUGACUGGUUUGCAAAGACGUUAGGAAAGGUCGAUGAAGCACCUUCGAACGACGAAACGAAAUCCAGUGAGAAUUUCGUCACUAGAUCGGGUCGACAACUCAAGAAACCUGCUGGAAAACUUGGGGGAAAGCUUGGUGUGGCCACGCCCAGUACGAAUCCUGCCCCGGAAGGUUCUGGAAAGGAAUUUGCCAGUGCAUGGAGAAUCGCAAGCAGUGGAGACGCGCACUUCGGCCGUGAGAAACGGAGCGGCAACCGGGGCGAGAACCAAGGCGACGAGCUGGGUAGGGAGUUGCGCCGGAACAACGAUGAAGCUGCUGUGCCCAUCGCAGAUGCUCAGACAGUGCUGAAAAUUCGAAAGGAUCUUGGUUACUUGGCCAAAUGGCGAGGACCUGCAUCUACCGAGGCUGUUUCUCUUGCUAGGGCAAUCGAGAUCGCGAUGGAUGCCUUGAUUGGCCCUUCUCCGAUGGCUUCUGAGUUUUCCGACACUUUUUAUUGGUCUCUUGACGCUGUUUAUGAUGGCACAGACAACGACCCGAUCAAUUUCGAAAUUUGGCGACAAGCUGAUGGGAAAUGGAAGUCAUUCGCGAAUGAAUACGACGCAGCACUUUCGUUGUGGCUCUCCACAGCCCACGAUGAGAAGAAAAGAGCUGCCAGGCUUUCCGAAAAAGCGAGGGAAAAGCCGGCUAAUCCUUCAGAGUACGAGAAGACACCAUCAGUCAAGCUUUCUGAAAAUGAUGAGGAAGCAGCAGCCAGAUUGAAUAAGUCAGUCCCGCUGGUUGAAGCCGAGAAACGAACAGAACUUGCAAUCAACAGGGAAGAUGAUAUGCGAUUGCGCAAGGAGGAGUCGAAAGGGGAGCAAGGCCUGCGGCUUUUGGGUUUGCAUACUACAGCCCUCCGUCGAGAUCUCCAGUGGUGGGUGCCGGAAGAUUUGAUUCAGAUCGUCGACGUCCGACAGAACAAUUCUGGCACCCUAGUAGUGGAAAGUGAGAGAGUUUUUGGCUAUAAUCAGCAAAUAUGGGCUAAGCAGCAGAAGGGGAGCCAUGGAGAAAACGACCCCGAACCCUUCACUCGUUUCACCCGCACAGAUUUACCCAACGAAUCCACAGAUAAUGAUGAAGAGUCCAAAGAGGAUAAAAGCGAGUCAGGGAGGAACUAUCUUGCGGCAGAGUCGUACGCCUCCUUGCCUUUGUUAUUCGCCCAGCACAUGUUUUCGGCAUUCAUGCAUGCCGUGGCAAGCACGAACGAACGAGGCGAACUCUUCCAGACGGUCGCCAAAGUGCAACCUAACGCCAAUGGAUCUAGCACUUGGAAUUCCUUCACCCUGCGCAACGAAUCCUUGUCUAAAAUGAUUCGGGAAAUCGAGAAGAAAGUUGAGAAGGCACUGAGAAAGUCUGCUGAUCCCCAAAUUCUGUCGAAGCUCAUGAUGUUGUACACGGAUCAGGACCGUGCAUGGAAAUGCAAUGUGGUCAGCGAGGAGAACAUCCAGCUCGGCCGAGGGUGGGAGAACAAAUUUCCGAAAGCGUUCAACUUUACGAUCAUGCAUGGGGUAAUGAAAGGAUACAUCCCUUCCAACCCUGAAACUGUGUUUUUGACCACACGGAGUGUUACUGCGAAAGACAUCCUCCACUGGACGCCGCUUCAUUAUGCGGUCAGAUCUGGCAAACGAAGGGCGGACCGCCUGCUACUUUAUGGAGCCAAUGUUGAUUCCGGCGAUCUCAUGGGUUGGACGCCGUUACAUUACUUUUGUCAAUUAAGCAAGCAUGGCAAGAUGAAGAACAGCGAAAAAGAGAAGAUUGAAUGUUUUCAUGAUCUCAUCCAAGGAGGCGCCAAUGUCAAUGCGCAAGGUAGAGAUGGCACUACACCACUCCACUGGGUUGAUCAGGAAGCUAGAGACCGCUACAGGCUCAGCCCCUUACAAUGCGCGAUCAGAAAUGGUCAUGAGGGUACAGCAAUCCUCCUUAUCAAGAAUGGUGCAAAAACGCAUGUCGAAGACCCAUUACACACACCACCACUGCAAGAGGCAGUUGACGAAGGAUUUGGGAAACUCGUAGCGCUGCUCAUUCACAAAGGCGCAGGAAUAGACGCCGAAGAUGAAGAUGCUUGGACUCUACUACACCGAGCAGCUUUUAGGGGGCAUACAAGAAUUGUCAAAUUCCUACUUCGGAAGGGUGCAAAAAGGGACUCCAAAGCUAUUGAGGAAGGACACGAGAAAGUUGCAAAACUCCUUCUCGAGAAAGGGGUAGAUGUUGACGCGAAAGAUAAGGCGGGAAUAACGGCUCUACACAGAGCUAUUGACAGAGGACAAGGGAAUGUUGUAAAACUCCUUCUCAAGAAAGGGGUUGAUAUUGAGGCGAAAGAUGAGUGGGGAGAUACGCCUCUACACAGUGCUUUUAAGAGAGGAAAAGAGGAAGUUGUAAAACUCCUUCUUAAGAAAGGGGUUAAUAUUGAGGCGAAAGAUAACAAGGGAGAAACGCCUCUACACAAAGCUGUUAAGAGAGGAGAAGAGGAAGUUGUAAAACUCCUUCUCAAGAAAGGGGUUGAUAUCGAGGCAAAAGAUGAGGCGGGAACAACGCCUCUACACAGAGCUAUUGAGAAAGAAAAAGAGGAAGUUGUAAAACUCCUGCUCAAGAAUGGGGCUGAUAUUGAGGCUGAAGGUAGGCUCCCGAGAUACAUUUCAGAUGAGCCGUACCAACUUUCGCCGCUACACUGGGCCGCUGGGAUUGGGCAUGCGAAUAUUUCGAGGAUGCUCGUGGCCAAGAUGGCCAGAACAGACGCUGUGGAUAAUGGCAAACCGAGCCCGCUUAGUCUUGCGAUCGAAUUUGGAUAUCUGGAAGUCGCAAAGGUUUUCAUCGAUAGCGGGUCGAAUGUGAACGAAAAGUUGCUGGAUGGUAUAACACUACUGCACAAGGCUGUUGCAAACGGCGGUGUAGACCUUGUCAAACAUCUCAUCGACAGUGGAGUGGACCGGGAGAUGGAGAAUGAUGAGGGCAGAACUGCACGGCAGAUGGCCCUUGAGAUACGAAAGGAAAUAACAGAAUGGGGACCAAAGGAAGUAUUCAGGCGGGGACUCCGGUGGACGACACUCACUGUCCAGGAAUUCGACGAUAUCAUAUCACUUUUAGAGUAG
Molecule: messenger RNA, 3690 nt
Organism: Colletotrichum orchidophilum
Lineage: Eukaryota; Fungi; Ascomycota; Sordariomycetes; Glomerellales; Glomerellaceae
Exons: 6
Coding region: 1-3690 (1229 amino acids)
Molecular function (GO): protein binding
Source: RefSeq, a predicted model, not a curated record